Molecule: messenger RNA, 2061 nt
Organism: Aspergillus clavatus NRRL 1
Lineage: Eukaryota; Fungi; Ascomycota; Eurotiomycetes; Eurotiales; Aspergillaceae
Product: putative carboxylesterase
Exons: 2
Coding region: 1-2061 (686 amino acids)
Source: RefSeq, a predicted model, not a curated record
AUGCGUUCUCUGAUUCUCGGGGCCCUGGUCCCUACUGUGCUUGGACUUGCUAGCCACCAUGUCCUACUGUCCAACGACAGAACGUCUCUGACGUUUCUAUACCAGAACAACCUGAAUGCGUCAGAUGAGACCAACCAUAUCGGUGCCAUUCUCUUGGACCCCAUGAAACAACAUGACGUUCGGGAUGCCUGUCAGGAGAUCGGAGAGUCGCUCAUUUCCUAUUCGAGCGUCGAUUCCCACAAGGAUGACUUCCGGAAGCUCUUCUCAUGGCUUUCACACUCGAAUAAGACAAAGCCGAACGCGCAUUUCUAUGUCCGGGAAGGCCUGCUCGCUGUGUCGCCGGACUCGGACGAUUUCGUUCUUUCGAGCUUCCCGCUGCGAAACGCUGAGCUACCGGUUCUGUGCACCCAGACAGGCAAUGCGUCUGUGGCUGAGGAUACAGCGAGCCACACAAAAGAGCUCCGGGUCAUGUCCGAGGGCAACUCUUAUAUCGGAUUCCGGGACCAGAAGUCGUUCCGCUUCCUGGGUAUCCCGUACGCCGACCCUCCCCAACGAUUCAGGAAUACGACACUCUACUCGCGCAAAGCCAAGACCAUCCAUGCAACGAAUUAUGGUCCGCCGUGUGCCCAGAAUGGAGGUGGCAGCGAGGACUGCCUCUACCUGAAUAUCCAAACACCUUACAUCCCCAAACAGGGCUUGCGUGAGGGCCUAAAGCCUGUCAUAUUUUGGAUUCAUGGCGGCGGGUUUACUGGAGGAUCCGGUGCUGAUGUUCUCACGGACGGCGGUAAUCUGGCAUCUCGCGAGGAUCUUGUCGUGGUAACCUUCAACUAUCGGUUGUCGACUCUGGGUUUCUUGGCUAUUCCCGGUACCGACCUCAGGGGAAAUUAUGGUAUCGCGGAUCAGAUUCUCGCUCUCGAGUGGACGGUCAAGAAUAUUGCGCAGUUUGGAGGCGACCCGGGGCGGAUCACAAUCAUCGGCGAGUCCGCGGGUGCUGGGUCGGUCAGAGUGCUGCUGGGAUCUGCGCCUGCCUCAGGGAAGUUCCAGGGCGCCAUUGCCAUGUCCAAUCUCGGGGGCGGCGUCGGCCUGGGGCUGGACGGCGACGAUGCAACAACAUACAGCUCGUACCCGACGAUCGACGAAUCCUACAAGCGUGUCGGUCCGCAGAUAUUCUCCGAACUCGGCUGCAACCCCGGCAGUCUCCCGGAGCAGAUCGCUUGUCUGAAGAAAGUUCCCGCGUCGGCCCUGGUGGAAUCGCAGACCGUUGCGCGAUAUGUUGUCCAGGACGGCUACUACGUAACCACCAGCGAGCUCAACCUCAUCCAGAAAGACGUCACCACCUCCAACGUCACCGUCAUGUUCGGCAUCGUUGCCCACGACGGCGCCUCAUUCAGCACAUACCCCACGACCCCGGUCAAGUCCCAGCUCGAGGGCAUCCAAGUCGGGCUGGCGAUCAGCGAGAAGCACGCGCAGCGCAUCAUCGACUCGGGCCUCUUCCCAUACCACGACACCGGCAACGUGACGCUCGACUCCUUCAACGUCUCGCAGCGCGUCGCAACCGACCUGCGGUUCCGCUGCAUCGACCAAGCCACCGUCUUCGCCGGCGCGGUCUCCGGCGUCUUCCGGGAGGCGUACUACUACCAACUGCAAAGAUCAUCCGGCGGCUACGACCCGAACAAUCUCGGCGGGCCCGCGGAUACGCCCCAGCGCCCCCGGGGCGACCCCGACCUGCCCUACUUCCGCCUCCACGGCGCCCAUCUACCCUGGCUCUUCGGGACGUUAGCGGCGCUGCGCGAUCCCCUGGAUCUGUUCUCCAUGCAGCUGACGUCUGCUUACUUCGCCGAGUUCGUCCGGUCCGGCCAGCCGAACCCGGCGCCCGAGUACCUCAAGGCAAGGGGGUACCAGCAGACCCUCGACGCCAUCAACAGCUUUGACAAGUGGGAGCCCGUGUCGCACUCCGAGGGACCGAUUCAGCUCCUUGAUUUCCCCAGCGACCGGGCUCCUUUCCAGGACUUGGCGCAGUGUGAAUUUUUGGGUUAUCCUAUCACAUACUACUUUAAGUGA